UAUUCACUCAACUCCCUCCUUCCACCGAAGUGCGUCACACAAAGCAGAGACCGCCGUCUGGUCACGACGGGAAGGAGACAUGCUGAGCCACUUCCUAAUGUCGUGUUUUUAAUAACGUCUCAGUAAAUGUACUGGUAAAAGUAGACUCCUGUCGAAACUUGGACGAACGGUAAAACCAUACCAAAAUGUCGGCGAAUGAUUUUCAGACGAAGUACUCUUCUGUCAUGGAGAGCAUGCUCAAUGCUGCAAUUGCAGAGACUACGAAACUUUUCGAAACUAUGGUCGAUGAGCUGAAGGCAGAACUAUCCAAAAUCAAGAAGGAGAACGAGGAGCUCAAAACAAGAUGCUGCCAGUUUGAGAAAGCGAGAAACCAACCGACUGUUUGUAACGUUACCAGAGAAAGUGAGCAUCUUCCAGGGCCUAGCGACGGCUCCGAGAGACGUGACCGAGCGAUUCAAUGUGACCUUGUUCCUUUCCGCACGGUGCUAGUGGAGCAAUGUCAACCUUUGAGGCCCCAGGAGAUGGAGUACAGUUUGCAGGACCACAACUAUGGAGAGGGAACUACUCAAAUGGCCUUCAUAGUUGUCAAACAAGAGGACUCUUAUGAUGAUUCUUCUCCGCAGUCUGUUGUAAAGCAAGAGGAAGUUCAGGCCACUGCGGUUUGCGGGCUAGUCUUGAGCGAUAAAGCAGAUUCACCACAGGCCUCUGUUUGUGGAGCUGAAAAUGAAGGGCCUCUCCUUAACCAGGAAUGUUCAACUGGAAAGAUACCCAUGCCUCAAAAAGAUGUAGAGACCCCAGUGGCCCUGGAACUAUCCUUUUUGGGAAUUGAUAGCAGUCUACAAGGAGCCCAGAACCAAUCUUCUGAAUUGAUGCCUUCACUAGUCAUUUCACUUGCUUCAAUAAACGACAAUAUGGAAGAAGAGUAUGGAGUCAGUCAGAAGUUCUCAGAAACACAGGGAGAAGUCAUAGCAUCUAAAAAACACUCAGUAGUGGUUGCUCAGCAUCAAUCAGAGGCUGAGAGACCCCUUGAGAGAGAGAAACCAUCAGUGGUCCCCCAACGAUGUCAAAGAGAGGGGAAAACGUCCGUAAAUGAACAGGAUGACGUUACUCUGCAAUCUACAGGGCAAUGUUUGGAACAACGUACACGACUCGAUAAAGAAAAAGCAUGUGAAAAAUUAAAAAGUUGCGUGGCAGAAGGUGAGGUUAGUCCCCAGCCUGAGUUGUCAGGACAAGGUAGAAGAGGACGGCCGCCAAAUAAAUCUAAACGUCUGCAACGGCCAGUGAACGAAACUGGAUCGCCGGCUGUUUCAGUAGCAUCUUUAAGUAAAAACUGUUCCUCUAAAAAGAAAAAGACAUCUGAAUCUCAACAACUUUCUAUUGAAAAGGAAAAAGGGACAAUUCAUACUCCAUCCACUGAAGUUUUAUCUGCAAGUAAAACAUUAAACACUCCAACAGGUCAGCCCAGAGAACGCCGCAGUUCUGUAACUCUUCAGGAUGCAAUGCUAUUAGUUGAAGCCAUGAAUCAGUCAACGGUAGAUAUGGCGGUACCACUUAAAACCCAGUGUGCUCCCCAUGUGGUUACCUUACAAACUGUGGACGAGGUCCCAGCUGAGCCACAGACCCCACCACUUCCUCUUGACACUCAUAAAGCUGCGGAAAAACUUAGUGACACUCCAGUGACUACAGAUGCCACUCCAACCAAUGAAGCUCAGGUCCACAACAAUGUUGUCAUACCAAAACAACAGCAUAAGGUCACUCCAUCCCACACUGCUACAUCUUUAAGGUCCUCAUCAACUGUUGCCAUUCAAACAAGUGUGCGGUCACUUCAGCAGCACCCUCCCUGUCUUCUGAGAACAUCGGUAGCAUCCAGCAAACUGGCUAUGGCAGUAUCUCGUAAAAUAAUCCUAGUGCCAAGAUCAGUAUCCUUAUCAAAACGGCAUGAAAUGGCAGCUCGGUGUCCAACCCAGCUUCCUACUGUUUUGUCAAAAGUUAUUGCUGCACAGAGUAUACUCCCAGGCUCUACAACUGCAGGCUUGCCUCUCGGAUCACCUUCCGUUUCCUCUGUUCCUCAGAAAACAAUAUACAUAACGUCCUUGAAAUCGGUUCCUGUUGUUGCUUCACAUUCGACCGCCACCUCAACAGACCCACAGUCAGAGAUCCUACAACACUCAAAAAUAACAAUUAUAAUUCCAAGACAGGUGUCUGCUGUGACAUCAAGGAAACAUCAGUCACAGACCACUGUUCUGAACACCAAGCAGGGGUCAGCCAAAUCAGCUGCUCCUGUUAAGGUGACAACGCCGCAGUUGAUUUCUUCAUCACAUGAGUUAAGCGUUUCUGUGGAUAUACAAACGGCUUCCGAUGUAGUGGCCACAAUGUCUCAAAAGAAGGAUAAAACAUCAGACCCGAACUUGGAAUCUCCCAAACAAACAGACUCUGUUUCUGAACCAAUAAAUGCACCUACCAAAAACUGUUCCUGUUCAAACUCUGCGUCUCCAGCGCUACCUCCAACUGCAGAGCAAAAACUCUCUGCUGUGGUAAGAUUAACCAGGCUCCCUUUUACAGUAUCAGCCAAAGAAGCAGUCUUGGUCUCAAGAACGCCUACAGAUGGAUCUACUGAAACUCAAUUCAUUUCAAAAGAAGCUCUGCCUCUGAAUACCUCUCAGAUGUUAGAAGAGCCAAAUGAUAUUCAAGAGAAGGCAUCAUUAUCCUCUGAAUACUGCACAAUUUUGGAAGAUUCACCCAACAGUGGGCUAUCUACAACAUUCAAGGUGUCGGCACCAGUCUUUGAGAACUCAACAAUAGCCAUCAACACGACUGAGCCUCCAGCUGUAUCUGUUACAACUGGUGAAGCUACUACUAAUUUGGAUGAGGAAUAUAUCAACAUUGCAGUGGAAGCUUGUGCGUCAGCUAAUGGGCCACAAAUAGAAGAGAAACAAUCAGCUUCACUCAUACAUCUAACCCCCAUCACCACCAAGGACACAUCUGAUCCUCAUUCACUGAUGACUAAAGCCCAGUUCCUGGCGCAGCUGGCAGUGACACCUGUUACGCAAGACCCAACAAAGGCAUCCUAUAAUGACGCUGUAGAUGUCACACCUUUAUGUGCAGAGACCAGCACCAGUGACAAGAAAAGGUUACAAACAAAAUCCAUUGUGGCCAAACUCCGAAGCCAUCUCAAAACUCGCUUGCAAGCUAGAAGAACUAAAACAAAUCCAUGCACAGAAACCAACACCCGCACUGUACACCCUAAAAACCGUAGCUUAAAGAAUGACAGUCCAAAGGAUAAAAACACAACUGGAGAAUAUAUUCCUCUCAGCCCAAAAAACCCAGCAGCGGUUAAAGAUGUUACUUCUCCAAAAAAGAAAACUAAUGACCCUACUUCCAUUCGUCCCAGGAUAUCUGGACUAGGUAAAGCUGGUAUUGGACUCAAGAGGACUGUUAGUGAACCAACUACUGUCAGUUCUAAGAGGUUUAAGGCUUCUCCUAGGAGGUCUAGUACAGGUCCAGAUGGUGUAGGCUCCAAAACUAAAAAAUCCACUUCUGUGAGGCCUAGCUUAAUUAAAACGGCUACUCCUAAAAAGACAAAAUCCACUUCUGUGAGCCCUAGGAGGUCUAGCUCCAUUAAAGAAAGUGCUAGCCCUAAAAAUACAAAAUCCACUUCUGUGAGAUCUAGCUCAAUUAAAGAAAGUGCUAGCUCUAAAAAGACCAAAAUCAUUUCUGUGCGUCCUGGGAGGAUUAGUUCAAUUAGAGAUGGUGCUAGCCCAAAAAGUACUAACACCACUUCUGUGGGCCCUAAGAGGAAUAAUUUAAGUAAAACUGGUACUAGCCCUAAAGUGUCUUUCAAGGAAUCGCCUUCUUUCUGCCGUAGGAGGUGUACCUUGCCUAAAGAUGUUUUAAGCAGUGCACAGAUUAAAAGGGAAUCCAAUUCCUUCAGUCCUAGGUAUAGCAUUACUGCGGAGGAUGCUAGUGAUAAAAUCGCUAAGAUUGGAACUGGCUCCCCAAGUGUUAGGUGGCCUAAAUUGGUUAAAAAUGGUGUCAAACCUAGAAAGACAAGGGAAUCCACUCUUGUUAAGAAAGCCAGAUUAAGUCAAGAUGGUUCUGGUCCUAAAAAUAAUUUAAGAGUGGUGAAUGCUAAGAAGUUGGCAAGAGCAGCAAAAGCCAAAACGAUAGCAAAAAUGAGAAAUUCUAGUCAAUCAAAAUUGCAGAAUGGAGCUAAAACAAGCCAGUUAGCAGAAAAUCGUGAGGUGGUGAGAAAAUGUAUCACUAAAGCUGUUUGGACUCCUACUAGAAUGUCGGCCAGUAGAACGCCUCCAGCAGGGGGGAAGAAAGAGACGAGAUCCCCUGAUCAGCCACUAGUUUUCCCCCCAAGUGUUUCUCUCUUCCCCAUACCUGUCAAAGGACCACCUGUUGUAUCACCAUUGCAGCCUUUAUCAGUCAUUGGUAGGCGUCUGCUCAAGAACCAGUGUGGGGAGUGCGGCCGCGUCCUCAGCAGCAUUGCUGCCCUGGAAAGCCAUGUUCGUCUCCACACAGGUCGCCGACCUUUCUCGUGCACUCUCUGUGGUAAGAGCUUCACAGACUCCAAAGGUCUCAAACGGCAUGGCCGGGUGCACCGCAAUGGUAGGAUCCAUGUCUGUCAGCAGUGCGGGAAGGGCUUUGUCUAUCGUUUUGGCCUCACCAAACACCUCCAGAUGGUGCACAGGAGGAUUAAACCUUUUAUCUGCCAAAUCUGCCACAAGGGGUUCUUCACAAAACGAGAUGUGGAAGCCCACAUACGGAUGCACACGGGAGAGAAACCAUUCCAUUGCAACCUCUGUGAAAAAAAAUUUGCAAGGAGGGUCGAACUAAAUGUGCAUUUAAGGUGGCAUAAUGGGGAGAAGAGACACUGGUGCCCAUACUGUGGAAAAGGAUUUUUAGACUUCAACAACCUGAAAAGGCACAAGUAUAUCCACACGGGAGAGAAACCACAUUCCUGCCCUCACUGUCCCAAGAACUUCACGCAGUCGGGCCAUCUGAAAAAGCAUGUUAAAAAUGUUCAUAAAAUCCCAUGAGAGAUGGACAUCGAUGAAGCCACCCUGUUUCACUGAGAAUGUUAAUGUCUUUUAUAAUGACCGAUGUAAUGUCUUGCCAGAGUAUUUAGUGCGAAAGGGAGCAGUUUACUUUUUUCUUUGAUUGAAUGUAUUUGUAAAUCAAACGCAAAUGGAGAAUUUCGAUCUUUUUUUAUGCUGUGUUCAUCAGAGGAGGAUUUAUUUUUAUUGUAUUUUAUGAAGACUUAAAGGUUUAGUUAUUUAAAAAAAAAAAAAAAAGCUAUUGCUUUAUUGCCAAGAGUUGAGUUUAGAUUAAUAACUUAUUUUAAUUAAUAAUGUCCUUUUUUCUAUUUAUUUUUUUAUUGAACAAGUGAUAUCACAAGACUUGCAAGCUUACAUCAGAGCCAGUUUUAAAACAUUGGGGCUGCCUUCCAAAUCCCAUACUUUUUCUUUUUACUUUUAGUACGUACUGCAGCUGCCCUACAUACCAUGUACUGUUGCAUAAAGUAUGCAUACAAUUAGGACAUACUACUUCGUCAUAACAUUGCACCUUGAACUUUGACCCUUUUUGCUCAUAGCUCCCGCGCAAAGGAUUGUGGGUCACUAUAGCCAGAAAAAGCAUGCUGCCUUGCAUACUGCAAAAUGCAGAAGGACAUCCUGGUAUUUUUGGCAUAUUGCAUUUGACAUACUAUGUAUUGGGACAAACUAAAUAUUUGUUUUGCAUACUGAAUAGUAUGGUAGUAUGGGUAUUAGAACGCACAGUGGGUAUCUCUUACAAAAUGCCCUGAUUUCGAUAACGAUUUAAAACAAAUCAAGAUACUGCAAACAUCUGCAUGUUAAGCCGUCAUACAUUUUAUUUUAAUCCGCCUCACAUUUUAUUCUAUUGGUUCAUCACAAAUAAACCGUCAGUUUUACCAAAAUCUCAGCAGAUAUGUUAAAAUAUCUUGCUGUUUUGAUAUCACUUGAAUUUAUUUUAUUAUUUAUUGAAUUUAUUUUUAUUUUUUAUUAUUUCUAAGGCUACCAAAUUAAAAAUGGUUGCAUAUACCAAAUAUCAAGAAGUAUUUGAAGGCUCCUUUUCCACUGUUGUUGCAAGACUUAACUGACAUUCUGACAGCUGUUAGUGUGAUUUUGGAACAUUUGGUAAAUGUAUAAAAAAAAGAAUGACUGACUUUAUUGUCUUUUAUUGCAUUGCGCUUCACUGCUGUUGUUACGAAAAUAGCAAUAAGGGUUAAUAUUGUACAGCUUGUGCAAUAAUUUACCACCACAGACAAGAAUUAUAAAGAUGUCACACUGGACAUAAGGAGAAUUUCACCAUGAAUGUUUUUGCAGUCUGUGUUUAAUCUUCGAAAAGCAAAUGAAUGUAUGGUCACGAUCGUCACACAGCUCGGUAUGAGCAGAAAUGUUUCACUCGACAACACAUGUUUGGUGUAAGCAAGGAUGUGUCGCUGCCCCACAAGCAAUGAAGCACUUGAGCGCCGCUUUAGCCGACAGCUGUGUCCAAAGUUGAGCAGAUUAAAGUCUGAUUUAAACUGAAAUUCAACCUUUUUCUUUUGUAUUGCCAUUGUGUUCAACAUUGUGCCGUAGUCCAAAAGACAGAUUCAAUGUCAUAUUUUUGGUAAAUCCCCCCCCCACCCCCGAAAGACGUGAUUGAAGCUUGUUUUUCAUUUUCUCAAAGUGCUAACUAUCCUUGAAUAAUUCCUAGACGACGUUGAUCCAUCCGUCUUUUCGAACUCUAAACCUCAUGUAAGAAUUCCUACAUAUUCUUGAUUUACAUUUAUUUGAUUGCUAUGUAUAUUUUCUUGGUCCUGUCAUUUGAUAAAGCAGCUAAUAAAUGUAGAGGUCACCUACUGAAC
Molecule: messenger RNA, 6874 nt
Organism: Cottoperca gobio
Lineage: Eukaryota; Metazoa; Chordata; Actinopteri; Perciformes; Bovichtidae
Product: mucin-5AC-like
Exons: 5
Coding region: 186-5045 (1619 amino acids)
Biological process (GO): regulation of transcription by RNA polymerase II
Molecular function (GO): DNA-binding transcription factor activity; RNA polymerase II cis-regulatory region sequence-specific DNA binding
Source: RefSeq, a predicted model, not a curated record